Amphibalanus amphitrite is the source of this 1305-nucleotide messenger RNA. It is a transcript of the gene EMC3, whose product is annotated as ER membrane protein complex subunit 3-like. Gene Ontology annotation, cellular component: EMC complex; membrane. The coding region runs from base 88 to 861 and encodes 257 amino acids. NCBI's taxonomy places the organism in Eukaryota, Metazoa, Arthropoda, Thecostraca, Balanomorpha, Balanidae. The transcript has 5 exons. The record is from RefSeq and is a predicted model, not a curated record. Gene Ontology annotation, biological process: protein folding in endoplasmic reticulum.
UUGCGCAACUCAUGACUCAAUUUGUGUGAGAGUGUGGAUGGUUUAUGAUUAUUGUUGAGCAAGCAUUGCUCUUUUGAAUUGACCAUCAUGGCAGAGCUCCUUCUUGAUCCUGACAUCAGGAUAUGGGUGUUUUUGCCAAUAGUAGUGCUUACAUUUUUAAUUGGUAUUGUUAGACAUUACUUGUCUAUUCUCAUAUCAUCACCAAAGAAAAUUGAGCUUCAGCAAAUGCAAGAUAGUCAAGCAUUGAUCCGGGCUCGCCUGCUCAGGGAAAAUGGAAAGUAUCUACCUCAGCAGGGUUUUGCGAUGAGGAAGCAUUUCUUCAAUAAUGAAGAUGUUGGGUUUUUCAAGACGCAGAAGCGGGCACCCGUCGCUCAGAAUCCGAUGACGGACCCCAACAUGAUGACGGAGAUGCUGAAGGGCAACCUCACGAACGUGCUGCCCAUGAUCCUGAUCGGCGGCUGGAUCAACUGGACGUUCUCAGGAUUUGUCACAACGAAGGUGCCGUUUCCGUUGACGCUGCGUUUCAAGCCGAUGCUGCAGCGUGGUAUCGAGCUGCUGUCUCUGGAUGCCGCCUGGGUAUCGUCGGCCUCCUGGUACUUCCUGAACGUGUUCGGCCUGCGCAGUAUCUACGCGCUGGUGCUCGGCGAGAACAACGCCGCCGACCAGGCGCGCCUGAUGGCCGAGCAGAUGCAGGGCCCGGCCGCCGCCAUGCCUCAGGACCCCAAGGCUGCCUUCAAGGCCGAGUGGGAGGCACUCGAGGUGUGUGAACACCGCUGGGCGCUGCGACACGCUGAGACCGAGCUGCUCGGGCCGGGCCUCACUCAGGGGGAGACCAUCUACCACCAGAACAUGGUGUCCUAGGGAGCGGGUGGACCGAUCGGGGCGAUGGACCCGACAGGGGAGGGGCUCGGGGCACGUAGAAUAGAGUUGUGUGUAUUUGCACUCGUGUGUUCGGUACAGUCGUGAUGUGAGGACGAUUGGCAUGCGGUGCAAUGUUAUCGAUAAAUUAUUUGACGGAUGAAUUACUCACUUGGUCUACCUUCUGACCUUUCCAUAUGCAACAAUAAGCGGUAUCUAAGAUAAUAGUCUGUUAGGGACUCAUGGUUCCAUCUGCCUUUGGCCGGGAAUGACAAAGUUUAACAGGCCUUGCAAAGCACCGGCUCAAUUAAGGCCGAUUAAGUUAGCAGCGGAACAAUCAUGGUAUCGUUUGUUUUCCAUCAUUGCUAGAUGCUUGGUUUGUGUGCUGCAAAUGGCGUCCUAUUAAAUGAUCUUUUAAAUGUGUUAAUAAAAUGUAUUAUGGUAUCA